This is a messenger RNA of Empidonax traillii (willow flycatcher), 2324 nucleotides long. RefSeq names its product SPARC (osteonectin), cwcv and kazal like domains proteoglycan 1 (gene SPOCK1). The transcript has 11 exons. The record is from RefSeq and is a predicted model, not a curated record. Bases 13 to 1329 code for a protein of 438 amino acids. Lineage: Eukaryota; Metazoa; Chordata; Aves; Passeriformes; Tyrannidae. Gene Ontology annotation, molecular function: calcium ion binding; protein binding.
CUCUCCUUGCAGAUGUCGGGGGUGCUGCUGAUCGCUGCCUGGUGCUUCCUGCAAGUGGAGAGCCGGCAUCCUGAAAUCAUCACGAGUAGCAGCAAUCAUGGCAAUUUCCUGGACAACGACAAAUGGCUGAGCACCGUCUCGCAGUACGAUAAGGACAAGUACUGGAACAAAUUCAGGGAUGAAGUUGAGGAUGAUUAUUUCAGAAACUGGAAUCCAAACAAGCCAUUUGAUCAAGCCCUGGAUCCCUCCAAGGAUCCCUGCUUGAAGGUGAAGUGCAGCCCCCACAAGGUGUGUGUCACCCACGACUACGAGACUGCGAUUUGCGUGAGCCGCAAGCAGCUGGUGCACAGCCUUCGACAAAAGAAAGGCAGCUUGGCCCAGAAGCACUGGACUGGCCCAGCCAACAUAGCCAAAUGCAAGCCUUGUCCCAUGACACAUUCCAGCCCUGUCUGUGGAUCUGAUGGACACACCUACACUACCAAGUGCAAGUUGGAGUUUCAUGCCUGUACUUCUGGCAAAACCAUCACAGCUCGAUGUGAAGGGUCCUGCCCCUGCCUUCCAGGACCUGAAAGUUCAAAACACAAGGUGGAGAAGACUGCUUGCACAGACAAGGAACUGAGGAGCCUGGCUUCAAGGCUAAAGGACUGGUUUGGUGCUCUCCACGAGGAUGCCAACCGGGUCAUCAAACCCACGAGCUCGGAGACGGCGCAAGGCAGGUUUGACACCAGCAUACUGCCAAUCUGUAAGGAUUCCUUAGGCUGGAUGUUCAACAAACUCGACAUGAACUACGACCUGCUGCUGGAUCCCUCGGAGAUCAGUGCCAUUUACCUGGAUAAGUACGAGCCGUGUGUCAAACCGCUCUUCAACUCCUGCGACUCCUUCAAGGAUGGAAAGCUUUCCAACAACGAGUGGUGCUACUGCUUCCAGAAGCCAGGAGGUCUUCCUUGCCAGAAUGAAAUGAAUAGAAUUCAAAAGCUAAGUAGAGGGAAGAGUCUGUUGGGUGCUUUCAUCCCCCGGUGCAAUGAAGAAGGUUAUUACAAAGCCACUCAGUGCCACGGCAGCACAGGGCAGUGCUGGUGUGUUGAUAAGUAUGGCAAUGAGAUAGCUGGCUCCAGAAAGCAAGGGACAGUCAGCUGUGAAGAAGAGCAAGAAACCUCAGGGGAUUUCGGCAGCGGUGGAUCUGUUGUAUUGUUGGAUGAUUUGGAAGAGGAGCCCGAAGCGACAAAAAAGGACAAAGAAGGGAGACUGAAGAUUCAUGUAAGAGCAGCUAAUGAAGAUGAUGAAGAUGAAGAUGAUGACAAGGAUGAUGAGAUUGGUUAUAUAUGGUAGUGCCCAUCAUAAUGAGGACUCACAUUUUGCACAAUACUGCAAGUCACGUCAUAUCUCUGCAAUCGUAUCUGAGAGUACCCGGCACAAAUAUCCCCUCUCUACUGAGUUUAAUUUUGUAUAGUCUGUUUAAUUUGGAUGACAACUUUUAUUUCUUUUUUUCCAGCAAGGACUGUUUGGAAUACAGCUUUUGUUCGGUUGGUUUGGGGGAUUUUUGUUCUAUCCACAGGGGACAAUGAGCUUUUGUUUCAAAACCAUUUCGUGUCUUAAAUCCUCGCUCACACCACUUACAAAACACAUCCUGCGAAAGAAGAAUCCCGGAAGGGGCUCAAAAAACCAAUACAAGGCUUAGAAGCCCUUCUCAUGUGAGAGAAUCUGUGUCAUUAAUUGUCACCUGGAUCGUAUCAGAAACGGCUUUUUCUUUCAUGAAGAAGGAAAAGUAGGUGCCUCAUUUUCCAGUCCACAUUUGUGAUGUUCCAGUGAAGUCUCUUCAGACAGUGGCUGCUUGGUAUCAGGGGUUUCAUCCAGAGAGAGAAACCCCCUGGCAGGAUUUCCUCCUUCUUAUAUUCUCUGAGUCCAACAGGUUUAGUCCAGCUCAGGCUGCAGGCAAAGCUCCCCCAGAGCACAGAUCAUUUGACAAAGAAACAGGGUCUUGAUGUUAAGAGAUGCUGAGAACCUGCAGCUAUCACUGACCUACAGGCAGGGAACAGGGCCCAUCGGCCUUUCAGAGUGCUUUUAAGGAGAGUUUUGUUUGUUUGGAGCAUCAUGAGCACCUCCACAGCUGCUCCUCAGCUUCUGCCUGAACUCAUUUACACUCGGAGUUUCCCCAGUGUCGCACAGGCAGCCUCUGCUUGCAGCUCACACACUGUGGGUCUGCCUGACCCUCAUUUAGCAACCCCUCAUCCCAAAGUUAUAGCGCUGUCAGACACACUAACCAUCAGAAGUAAUAAGCUUGUCGUUCCUUUAAUUUAAGGAGUUAAUAUUUAUUUGGCCUGUUU